Messenger RNA from Strongyloides ratti, 804 nucleotides. Its product is annotated as Sulfotransferase family-containing protein. Gene Ontology annotation, cellular component: membrane. The coding region runs from base 1 to 804 and encodes 267 amino acids. Gene Ontology annotation, molecular function: chondroitin 4-sulfotransferase activity. Gene Ontology annotation, biological process: positive regulation of response to oxidative stress. The record is from RefSeq and is a predicted model, not a curated record. NCBI's taxonomy places the organism in Eukaryota, Metazoa, Nematoda, Chromadorea, Rhabditida, Strongyloididae. The transcript has 2 exons.
AUGCCAUCAAAACCUUAUAGAGGUGAAUAUGUUGUAACAAAUAUUUAUAAAAUUAAUACAUGUAUAAUGGGUAAAACUUUUAGUUCUAUGCAACUUGGUGUAUUUUGUUAUCUUUUUGAUGAAAAAAAUUUUUUGGAUAAAUUUAAAAAUAGAAAAGAUAAAGCAGGUGAUAGACAUAUUUGUAAAGAUAAUAAUAGAUAUCGUCAUAUGGAUAAAGUAAUUCAAAAAUUUAGUUAUGGUAAUAAUUCAAUAUAUUUUAAUACUUGGAAAAAUUUAUUAAUUGUUAGAGAACCUAUAAGUAGAUUCAUAAGUGGAUUUGUACAAUUAUGUGUUCUUAAAAUUGGAUUACCUUUUAAUCAUCCAUAUUGCUUUGGAUGUGAAAAAAAUAUGCAUUGCUUUUUGACACAUUUAUAUAAUGAUAUUCGUAAAGUUGAAGAAAGUAAAAAAAAACCUGUCUAUUUUAUUAAAUAUCAUUUUUAUCCUCAAACAUGGCAAUGCGAAUACAAUUUGUACAAAGAUAAAUAUACAAUUAUUAAAUAUGACUCCAUUGAAAAGAAAAAAUUUUAUAAGAAAUAUCUUGAAGAACUUGAAAAUUUUAAUGUACCAAAAGAUAAGAUAAAAUUUAUAAAAAAAAUUUUACUAACAACAAAAAUUUCUCACUCAACAUUUGACAAAACAGAAACUAAAAAGUAUAUAAAAACUCUUUACAAAAGUCCAAAAUUAUUAAAGUUAAUUUCAAAAAUUUUCUAUGAUGAUUAUAAGGAAUUUGAUUUUCCACUACCAUUGAUAAAUGAUUUGAAAUAA